AUGCCUCAAUACUGUGUUGAUUGCAAGAAAAUAGGUCACGAUCAUCAUUCCUGUCGACACAACAAAGCCGCAUCUUCGUUGCAGACGAUAGAUUCGCAUCAAUCAAAGCAAUUGUCAAAGCGAUCUGCCCAAAAAAAGCAGGCGAAUACAACGGGUUUAGAGAAAUUGGGUGAAAAACUCUCGACCGUACCCCUUUCUAAUGCUGGUCAGCAACAUUUUCAAUUCACUCCAGGCCUUAUCAACGAUGUGCAGCCACCGUUGAAUGUCUUUGAAGUUGAAGUAGAGUCGCAAUCCAAAGACUCAGAUCCACCGUUGCAAGUAAAUACUGCCGCUGCGGACGGACGGACGGAUGUAGCGGUGCAAGCCCUUCCUCUGGUUGAAGCCCGAAGAGCAUCCUAUGAUGCUUUCGCUGUCGAAGAGCAAUCAAUUUUUCCUUCUUCUUCACAUCCAAUUGCAGCGCAAGACAGGUCUAUUGCGCUUCCACUUCCGGACUCCAAUCAGCGAACCACAAUUGAGCAAGGCGCAUCUGUUGAUGUCGCAAUUGCAACUGGGAAUCGCCAAUCAACAUCUGUUCCCCUUCCGAUCGUAGAGCGCGCAGUAAGCAUCCAUGGAGAAACUACGGCAUCACCGGAACCGUGA
Messenger RNA from Oldenlandia corymbosa var. corymbosa, 639 nucleotides. Lineage: Eukaryota; Viridiplantae; Streptophyta; Magnoliopsida; Gentianales; Rubiaceae. The record is from the annotation of a GenBank genome assembly.